UCCUCAAUCUCUCCCACCCGUUACUUCCGGCUUCUCUCCACUUCCGGUUUAUGUCGACGCUCUACCCCACUCAACUCGUUGCUCCAGCGCCGCUCUCACCGCUCCGAGUCCUCCCAGCUCUAUUCCCCCUCCCACUUCCGGUCCUUCCCUACCACUUCCGGCUCCGCUCUACCCCUCGCUUAUCCUUCUCGUUUGCUCCUCCGUUGCCGCUCUAUCCCUUCGGUCCUCCCCGCCAUGUUAUUGACCGUAAAGGCGCUUCAAGGCCGCGAAUGCAGCCUCCAGGUGUCCCCCCAGGAUCACGUGUGGUCGUUAAAGGAACAAUUGGCCGAGAGACUCAGCGUCCCCCCAGCACAACAACGGCUGCUCUAUAGGGGCAAAGCAUUAGCAGAUGAUCGCCGUCUAUGCGACUACGCCAUUGGUCCGUCCUCCCGCCUCAACCUGGUGCUCAAGGGGGCGGGGCCAGGAUUAAGCCCCGCCCCUUCGCCUUCAGGCCCCGCCCCCUCGGCUCCCUCUGAUUGGUGGACGGAGUUGGGGGCGGAGCUUGGGAGGCGCUACGGGGCGGGAAAUGGGGGCAGGGUCCUGGAGCGGGUGAGGGAGGAAUACGAGCAGUCGUUGCGCGCGCUCAGCCUCGAUGACGUCGAACGGCUGGCGGCGCGCCUUCUUGCCGGCACUUCCGCUUCCGGCUCAGACUCCGCCUCUUCCGGUCAAGACGCAGCUACUUCCGCUUUAAGCCCCGCCCUCGGUGAUUGUGAACCCACCCCCUCCGAGCUCGUCCAAUAAACAACGAGCUGAACGCUGA
Coturnix japonica (Japanese quail) is the source of this 799-nucleotide messenger RNA. It is a transcript of the gene UBL4A, whose product is annotated as ubiquitin like 4A. NCBI's taxonomy places the organism in Eukaryota, Metazoa, Chordata, Aves, Galliformes, Phasianidae. Gene Ontology annotation, molecular function: protein-folding chaperone binding. The record is from RefSeq and is a predicted model, not a curated record. Gene Ontology annotation, cellular component: BAT3 complex. Gene Ontology annotation, biological process: post-translational protein targeting to endoplasmic reticulum membrane; tail-anchored membrane protein insertion into ER membrane.